Dromiciops gliroides (monito del monte) is the source of this 855-nucleotide messenger RNA. RefSeq names its product growth arrest and DNA damage-inducible proteins-interacting protein 1-like. The record is from RefSeq and is a predicted model, not a curated record. NCBI's taxonomy places the organism in Eukaryota, Metazoa, Chordata, Mammalia, Microbiotheria, Microbiotheriidae. Gene Ontology annotation, cellular component: nucleus.
AUGGCAAAGAUUAGACACAAGCAGCGGCAGCAGAGAGACAAGCCGGAAAGCACUCAGGUAUGGCUACCUUCAUACCUCUUCGAAGAGAAUCACCCGGCGCCCGUGUUGGGGGCGUGCGGCGCGCGGAUGCUGCGGAUUCCUUCGGCGGCUUCGGCCUCCCGCGCCUACCGGGCCCAGCCGCCCCCGUUCCGCCCGCCUAAACCCUUCACCCUGGACCCAACAGACCCGCUGACCCCGCGCUGGCAGCUGCGGCCCCGCUUCGCCGCUAAGCAGUUCGGGCGGUUUGGGGCCGCGUCCGGAUGGCCCAUGGCCCCGCAGCUCCAGGAGUUGGAGGCCGAGGAACGCGAAUGGCAGCCGAGCCUGCACGCCAUGCAGGAGGCGCUGCGGGCCCGCGCCGAGGCCCAGGAGCGACAGCGCCGGGAGAAGGAGCAGCCCAUUGAGACCAGAAUGGCCCAGAUGCCACAGAUGAUCGUGGUGUGGCGGGAGCAGCAGCAUGAAUACUGGGAGAAGGCACAGGCAGAGAAGGCCCGAAGGGCUCGGCUCCAGGCAGAGGCGCAGGGAAAGCUCAGCUAUGAUGUGGACCUAAGAAGCUCCCGCUUCCAGGAAGUGCUGCAGAAGCUAGAGAAACAGGACCGCAAGCGUCUGAAGCAGGAGAAGCAGCAGCAGAAGGAGGCGACGGCGAGAAUGGCGGCCUUGCAAACAGCCGCCGAGGCCACUGGGAGCUCCGGCAACACACGGAGCAGGGGAGCCCAGGCAUCAAGCCUGCUGAAAACCCCUCCAAUAAAGCUUAGUGCCCAGCAAAAAAAAAAAAAAGAGAGAAUCACCAACCACUAUAAUUUGCCUCUUUUUCCCUGA